Messenger RNA from Brassicogethes aeneus, 630 nucleotides. The record is from the annotation of a GenBank genome assembly. Lineage: Eukaryota; Metazoa; Arthropoda; Insecta; Coleoptera; Nitidulidae.
AUGUUCAGUGGAAGAAAAAAUAGAAAUGAUUUUGAUUUAUGGAGAACAGGCAGGAAUCUUGAUGAUGCUGUUAUUAUCUACGCUCAGCGUUUUCCGGAUAAAAUUCGAUCACGUACUUCAUUUCACCGUACAAUCAAGCAGGUUACUACAAACGGGAGUGUUCAACCGGAAAAAAGAGUUCGUCGAGCAACAGUCACAGGUGGAAAUAGUGAAAUUAAUGUAUUAGCAGCAAUGGCCGCUAAUCCUCAUGCAAGCACACGAGAAUUAUCUAGAGAUUGGGGAAUAUCCCAGAGCAGUCCUUUAGUUCUUUCUAACGACGGCCCUUUAAGGUUCUCUUUAUUUUUGGGAAUAGGAAAAAGUCAGAAAGAGGCAUGUCUGGCGAAUAUGGAGGCUGGGACAUCAUUACAAGCAAUUGGGCAAUUGGGCAUUUUAAAGACCAGCUUUCAGCCUAUUUCCCUCGUCAAAAAAAGUGGGCUUCUAUUGGACGACAUGGCCGAAAAGAAUCUUUAUUUCCACAAAAUAAACGCACUUUUGAGUGAAAAAUUUUCCGGAAGGCUAAUGUCGCCGAAUGGAGGCAUAAACUGGCAGCCCAGAUCGUGGGAUCUCACACCACCAGACCUUUCUCUUUAG